Messenger RNA from Scleropages formosus (Asian bonytongue), 7652 nucleotides. RefSeq names its product minichromosome maintenance complex component 3 associated protein (gene mcm3ap). Gene Ontology annotation, molecular function: RNA binding. The record is from RefSeq and is a predicted model, not a curated record. Gene Ontology annotation, biological process: mRNA export from nucleus. The coding region runs from base 297 to 6575 and encodes 2092 amino acids. Gene Ontology annotation, cellular component: cytoplasm; transcription export complex 2; nucleus. Lineage: Eukaryota; Metazoa; Chordata; Actinopteri; Osteoglossiformes; Osteoglossidae. The transcript has 28 exons.
AAGGAGAGGGAACGUAAUUUGCUCGAGCCUCCAGUAUACGCAUCAUGGAUGAAAUUACCCUAAUUUUACACUCAUUUGUCUUUUUGCAGGUGUAACAGAAAACCGCAGUGGGCUCCUCGGUUCGGGUAGCAUUGAAAUAACAUGCAUUUUGACUGGAUAGUCAGGAAGCCGUCGUCUCUGCUCUGCGCCGUGGCGUGAUUCGUUUCCAAGAUCAUGAGCUUUCGCUCCUUACCAGUUUUAACAUCUUAAAGAUCUUUUGUUUAAUUUUUUUUCCCCACGGUUCGUCCUUGGUCACGAUGAACUCCUCCAACCUCUUCGGAACACCUCAGGCUCAGGCUCAGGCUCAGGCUGGAGCCUUUCAGGCUCCCGCCGGCCAAGGCCGAGGCUUUUCCUGCUUUGGCCAGCCGCCGGCCUCCGGAGCUUCCUUCUCGGCCUUCAGCCCGCCCUCCUCGUUCGGCCAGGCCCCGGCGUUCGAGCAGCGCCCUGCUGGACCGGGUCACGGGCCUCUCUUCGGUCAGCCCGGUGGCACGAGCUCGGCCCUGUCCUCCGCCUUCGCUCUGUCCUCGGGUCUGAGCAGCCAGGCUCCCGCCUUCGGGCAGCCGCCUCUGGGGCAGCUCGGCACCCCCGGCGGGUUCGGCGCUCCGCUGUCCGGGCCGCCGCAGAGCGCCGCGUUCGGGCAGUUUGAACAGACCCGGCCGACACCGGGAUUCGGCGUGUCCCCUGGCAUUUCCCAGGCUGUCUCGGCUAUGACCGCUCUCCCGGUCUCCUCCGGCAGGCCUCUGGGCAUCAGCCAGUUCUCGGCGCCCACCACUUCUGUGCAGAACCGCGGCUUCGGCCCCUCCGGGUUCACUUUCAAGUCUUCGGACACCGCCCUGUUUAAACCCAUCUUCAGCGUGAGCUCCAAGCCCUCUGGCAGCCGGGUGGGAACAGGAUCCGAGCCCUCGAGCUCAGCCCAGCCUGCUGCCCCCAGCAUGGGUGGCGCUGUGUCCAGCGCUGCGUUUUUGCCUCGCACUGGUGCUGCUGGAUCUCUGAGAUUCAGCUUCUCUCCGCCCGCAGCGGCUCCAUCGAUUUCAGCCCAGAGUGGCAGUGGGCUUCCUAGCAAGGACGUGCUGCCAGCUGCCAACUUGCAGUUCACCGUCUCCCAGGCAACCGCUGUGCCCAGCAGCCCCUCUUUGUUCAGCUUCGCUCCAAGCACUCUCCAGCCUUUGGCGCAGACUACCAUGCCUUUGUUUAGAGUCUUUUCUCAGGCUUCAGCCUUCAGUGACCUGAAAGCCAAGACAGAGGCCUCACCAGGGAGCGGUGAUAAGGCGGCUACCGGUGAGGGUUUGGGGGAGGCGCUGUUCGGGAGCCUCGGCAAAGGAACCAAACGGAAAGAAGAGACGGCGGAACAGGCGACUGGCGAAGGACAGGCGGCAGAGGAGAGUUUGCAGGCUGGGCUGGGAGCCCCUCGACACCCCAGCAAGCGACCGCUGAUCAAGUCCCGCGGACCUACCAGCGGCCUUUUCCGCAACGCUCUGAGCAGCGUCAUCAGGUCGUCCCUUCAGUCUGCCAAGCGCGACUCCCGGAAGGUGGAGGAGCAGCAGUCGGAAUGGGCAGAACACGAGAAGCUUGACGUGAUGCCCCAGACCUCAGCUCUGCCCACAAGUCACACUUCAGCCACUCCCCCCAGAUCACAGGCCCCCACCAGGGAAGUCAUUGAGAGGGCAGAGGAGACAGUGGACCCUGAACCUGAGGCUAAGACACCCGCAAAAUGCACCCAGCGGGGGGAGAGCACAGACAGCCUGGCAGGGCUGUCUCCUUCCGAUGCCACGGCUAUCCAGUGCAAGAACGUCCCGACCAACCUGAACAGGAAGGAAAUUAUGAGGACGCACUUCAGCCGCUUUGGAAGAGUUCUCCGAGUCUUCUGCAGGCCUCAGAAGAACCUGGCGAUCAUUCACUUCCAGGACCAUGCAUCAGCUACUCGAGCAAAGAAGAGGGGGAAGUUGCUCCACAGGCAGGAACUUGCCAUAUUCUGGCAUAGGAAGAAACCAAGACCAGAGAAGAAGGAUGAGAAACCUUCAGCAGAGCAGGACCCUGUACCUGAGGCAGGGGACUCCACCCUGGCAGACUUCCACUCCUCUCCGCUUCGCAAACCCCUUUCCAGACCCUCAGCUCCCAGCAACUCCGGCUCCUUGACCAAAGGAUCUCCAGUGAAAAAGCCUCAGAUCGCUAAAUCACUGCAGUUUGAAAGCGAGCCACAGAAUGACCCCAGCCCAGAGCUCCAUGGGUCGGACCGGCCGGCCGGCACAGUCCCCCUCCCCUCCUCCCUGCUGCACCUUGUAGGUCAGGUGGCGGAGACAUCCGAGGACAAGUACCGCCUCCUAGAGCAGAGGGACAAGAUCCUGCGACAAGGCCGACCCAGGAGAACAGAGCUGGACCUGUCCAAGGUGUUUGUGGGCACAUGUCCUGACAUGUGUCCUGAGAAGGAACGCUACAUGAGGGAGACCCGCAACCAGCUGAGCUCCUUCGAGGUCAUCCCAGACACAGAGAAGGUGGACCAUGCCACCGCCAUCAAGGAAUACAGCAGGUCAUCGGCUGACCAGGAGGAGCCGUUACCCCACGAUCUGCGCCCCCUCCCGGUGCUUUCCAUGACCAUGGACUACCUGGUCACUCGGAUCAUGGACCAGGGCGAUGAUAACCUCCGGGACUGGUAUGACUUUGUGUGGAACCGGACUCGAGGCAUCCGCAAGGACAUCACGCAGCAGCAUCUGUGUGACCCGCUGACUGUGUCACUCAUCGAGAAGUGCGCACGCUUCCACAUCCACUGCGCUCACCACCUGUGCCAAGAGCCCAUGAUGUCCUUCGACGCCAAGAUCAACAACGAGAACUUGACUAAGUGCCUUCAGAGCUUGAAGGAGAUGUACCAGGACCUGGCCACCCGGGGGGUCUACUGCAUCCACGAGGCCGAGUUCCGCGGGUACAGCGUGCUGCUCAAGCUCAACGAUGGUGACAUCCUGCGGGAGGUACAGCAGUUCCGCGCUGAGGUGCGAAACUCCCCGGAGGUGAACUUUGCAGUGCAGGCCUUUGCAGCCCUCAACAACAACAACUUUGUCCGCUUCUUCAAAUUGGUGAAAGCAGCGUCCUAUCUCUCCAGCUGCAUCCUGCACCGCUACUUCAACCAGGUGAGGAGCCUGGCCUUGAGGAACCUGAACACGGCCUACACCGUGGGCUCUCGUGGGUCCACCAACUUCCCUCUCGAUGACCUGGUGAGGAUGCUUAUGUUCCGCAACACAGCCGAGGCAGCAGACUUUGUUCAGCAGUACGGGCUCUCCGUGGAAUCAGGGAUGGUGGAGCUCACGAGAACAGCUUUCCAGGAUCCUGAACUCCCACUCCCCCCCAAGAGGUCGAUGGCCAUCAUGAAUAAGAGGACAGUGCUGGUUGGCGAGGUGGUCAAUGGGGGUUCGCUACCCAGCCCUCCGCAGCACACCCCUUUCUGCAGCUUCGAUUCACGACACAAGUAUCGUGGCGAAGGGCCACUCCUGGAUCAUCCCAGGCCAGCCAUGGCUCCUCCUCAGAAACAGGAGGCGAAGCCUCAGCCGGAGAUACGUCCACUGAUGGAGCUGGAUGUGAGGCCCCCCAUUAGGCUGAAGCCACUGAUGGAACAUGCCCCUUUUGCUGAGCCCCAAACCCUUGUGGAGCCAGACAAGAUCCUCAGAUCACUGGUGCCUGUGGAACCCAGCAAAGCUGGCCUUCCAUGUGAGGACCAACCAUUGUUCCCACCGUCAGGGCAGUCCCAGCCCCAGCUCACCCAAGUUCUAUCUCCCCCCCCACCCAAACCUGAGCCUGUCUACAGCGACCAGGAUCUUGCUACAGAAGUAGAGUCUGUGGUCGAUGAGGUGGUCGAGGCAGAGUGUGCUGAGUUGGCAGCAACCGCUGCCAGUUACAUUUCCGCUGCUCUCAGUGAAUGCAAUGGCCAGGUAGAGGCGGUGGUGAGCGAGGUGUUGGGGCAGAUGCUGCGAGAGGUGUCAACAGUUGAGAUCCAAGCCGAGAAGGAGAGGGUCGCGGAGGAAAAGCGCAGGAUCGAAGAGGCAAGGCGAAAGCAGGAGCACGAGGCUUUCCUGACAGAUUUCAGCAAGUCGCUCUGCUCUGAGAUUGCUCAAGAGGUCUUGCAGGAAUGCAUUGCUGCGACAGCUGCUGCGGAGAUCAGGUAUGCUCAGGAGGAGAAGGCAGCGUGUGUGGCCCGUAGCUCGGAGGAGGUGUGUCGCGCCCUGCUGGAGGAGACUCUGCGAUGUGAGCUCGCCACCAUGGCCCAAGAGAUCUUGGAUGCAGAGCUGCGACGGAUCCACAAAUUUCUGAGGAGGUGGCGCGACGUGGUGGCUGUGCGCCGGCAGCUGAAGCGCCAGAUGAGAGGCUUCCCUGCUGCCCCCUGCUGUGUGGACCCCCACUUCAAGCUGCAGGCCCUGGCACCUAGUGCCCCCUCCACGCCCUGUCUGGAGCUGCUAGCCCGCGGCAUAGUCAGCCUGGGACACGGGGGGAAUGUCACUCUCUCCUGUACCAGGUCCUUGAAGAUGAGGCAGGAAGCUCUGCGGCAGAUGAAAGUGCACUACUACUUUGAGCAGCUACUCAAUGAGUCUGUGUGGAUGCCUCUGGACUUAGCCACGCUGGUUGCGGAAAGUGUCCCGAGGCCAGUCGACAAGAUCUUCUGGAAGGCUGCGCUUCUGUUGCCGAGCGACCACGAGAGCGACUCCAGUACGGCCAACAGGAUUUUGACUGACUGGCUGGAGUCCAAGUUCCGCUGUGGCAAGGAGCCAGAUGAUGUGGACACGGGACCCAAGGGUCACAUGCAGACCCUGUCCUUGAGCCGAGGACUGCACAGCUCUGGGGACACAGCUCACCAAGUCCAUGUGUGCAUUAAGGUGGCACGUGGACCCCUUAGUGAGGACGGGCAGGCGGCGCUGGAGAAGCAGAAGGACCUGAUGGGGACCAGUGCCCUACUGAUGCUGCUGCCCGCCAUGCCCACGACCGAGGGGAAGGACGAGGAAUACGAAGGGGUAGACGUGUUCCUGCUCUCAGCCCUGCUUCAGCUCAAACAGGUCCAGCAGGCCAAUGCCUGGCCUCAGCCGCUCCCCCUGGCCUUGGUUGUGCCCGGACAGGCCGGCCAGCGGAUCAGCGACCGCAGGCUGGAGGAAGAUCUGAUGCUGAAGUCAUUGGUGGAAGACGGGUUAAUUUCAGAAUAUGUGUUCGUUCAUAUCCCUGAGACCACAAAUGACCUCCAGGGCUCUAAACAGGUGAGCCAGGUCGUCAAGUGGCUGGCCUCCCGCUCUCCAGCUCCAGUCCAGCUCAGCUCUCAGACGCUGGUCCAGUUCGUGGAGAUGGGGCUGUGCCAGGAGUUCACCAACAGACUCCACCAUGACCAGCAGGAGCGUAAGAGGGCGGGGCUGCUACCCCAGGAGCCCAUGCCCAUCAUCCAGCUAUAUAAUGCCACGCUGGACUUCCUGGCUGGCCUCAUCUCGUCCCCAGAGCUUUCCGCCCUCUCGUGGCCUGUGGCUGAGUUCACUUCACCUGGGGGCUGUGACCUGCUCCCCCACCUCGACUGGAAUUCACUGGAGCACCUGGAGUGGCUGCGGAGGACGGUGCUGAGCCUGCACCUCCCAGACUGGGACCUGCCCCCUCCAUCAGCCUCCUGGACCUGCCUGGUUGCCUCCAUUUUUCAGUACGCAUCCCAGGUGCCCUCUUCUCGCCACAGCCAGCCCCUCCUCAUGUCCCGGCUGGAAAACCUUCUGGAAAAGGUGCAGUCAUGGAGAGGCCAGCAGCGUUCCCCAGGCCUCCGGGAUGAUGAGAUGGCACCCUCCUUCCGCCAGGUACCCUGGGAUGAGAUUGUGACCCUCUGCAUAGACCACCGGCUGAAAGACUGGAAGCCAUCAGAACACCUGGCAAGCAAAGAUGCCAUCUGUGAAGAUGGUGAGAUCAUGGUCUACUUUCCAAAGGAUGGCCUUCGAGGCUUCUUACCACCACCCUGCUGGUUGGAGGCAGAGAGACAGACACACAGGGAUAAACAGCAGAAAGCUCAAUGUAACAGCAUCCUGGAGCCACAUGUGACCCCACCACUGACUCACCUACGGAAGAAGCUGUUCCACAGCCUGGAGGAAAAGUCCGAGUUGUCACCCCCCCGGGCUGCCUUUGAUGUCACCUUCUGUGGCACCCCCAUAGAGCAGCUGCCGCACAGAGUCCUGGCCUCCAUUGAGCAAGAGAGAGCUCAGAGUCGGAGGUUUGAAGAACAGCUGCAGCGCUGGCUCAAGAUGGAUCCUCUGGACUCUUUCACCAUGCCUCUCUUUGUUCCCUCUACGUUGCUCUCCGUGCCUGAGAUCAUGGUGGCAUCUCCGAAAACGGCCCCAACCUCUCUGGCCAGGCCUGUCUGGGAGGAGAAGGAGCCCGGUGACCAUGGCGACAGCGUGAAGCCCGAUUGGCCCAAAGGCGUCCCAGUUUCCAUUGCGCAGCGUCUGCGGGUGCUGGAGCAGCUGAUCUCUGCGAGCCGGGAGGAGGAGGUGGCCUGUGGACUGAAGCUCAGCAGCCUGCUGGACAUUGUGGAGGACUGAGUGUGCUGUGUGAGGCUGACUGUGUCCACGGUCAAACCCCUGUCCUCAGCGGUUUGCGAUUGUUUCUGGUUCACUUUGCCUGAUGUGAAAGCGGAGUAAGAAGGACAAAGUGUACACUUGUUGAAGUUUUCUGAUGUUGGCGCUGUUGAGUGUUAUUGAAUAAUGGGAAAUUGCAUACAGUGUUACUCAAUAUUUUAGAUUUCAGCUAAUUUGAAAUAAUGUUAUUAUUCAUGUGAUAGAAAGAUUUUGCUUUUUGCUUAUCACUGAAAUUUAGCAAUUUGUGUUUGCCACUAAAAAGAUAAGGGGCUGAUUAAAAUUUAAUGACUCCAAAUGUUACUUGAAAUAAAGUCUAAUAAAUGGGAUGUUUUGUGAUGAUAAAACACUAAUUUUGGAAGCUUUUUUUGUAACACCUCCUUCCUGGGGAGGGGGGAACAGUAUCUCACCUUCAUAGCCAUGUAUCAAUGCUUUGUCUUUCAUCAGCACAGUGGCACUGAUGCCUCACAGCUCUAGGCAGCAGGUUCAAACAUGGGUUAUACAUCUGGCUCGGUCUGCGUGCCGUUUGCAUGUUGUUCCCGUUUUCACGUUUCCUCCCGGUGUUCCUGUUUCCUCCCACAGUCCAAAGAUGUGUUUCACUGAAACUGGUCACUCUAAAUUUCCUUUGGAGUGUUUGUGUGUGGCUACUUUGCAUUGUGUACCCUUACAAAAUGCCCCCCGUGCUACAGCGACAGGCUGUGGACCGCAAGGACAUGGAAAGAGAUGAGCAGUUAGCGAUGAUGGAUGCUUGGAAAGGGUCUUACUGCAGGGGGCAGCAGUGAGCUAUUUUCGUACUCUGUUCUGUUUACUUUGAAUGAAUUUCCCACAUGUUGGUUGAUUGGCAUCAGAUGUAAUUACUUGAGACAUGUUGCUGUGAUUCUUUUUCACACUGAUGAUAUAUUUUUAUCUGUUUAUGGGCUGCAGGAGAGCUCACCAUGCAACUGCUCCAAAGGCAAGGGAAGCUGAGAGAAAGUGGUGCAGCUGGACCCAGGAUCGGGUCUGUCGGAUGUUAACCCUCAGAUCAAGUUGUGCUUCACCAAAGGA